AUGUUCCAGCAUUGUGAUGCAGACUUUGAAACUUUCCAUCACGGUGAUGUAGACAUUGGGACGUCCCGUUGCGGUGAGAAAGACUUUAGGAUGUCCCAUCACAGUGAUGUAGACUUUGGGACGUCCAAGCACAGUGAUGUAGGCUUUGGGAUGUUCCAGCAUUGUGAUGCAGACUUUGGAACUUCUCAGCACAGUGAUGUAGACUUUGGGACGUCCCAUCACAGUGAUGCAGACUUUGGAACUUCCAAGCACAGUGAUCACAGUGAUGCAGACUUUGGAACUUCCAAGCACAGUGAUGUAGACUUUGGGACGUCCCAGCACAGUGAUACAGACUUUGGAACUUCCCAGCACAGUGAUGUAGACUUUGGGACGUCCCAGCACAGUGAUGCAGACUUUGAAACUUCCAAGCACAGUGAUGUAGACUUUGGGACGUCCCAGCACAGUGAUACAGACUUUGGAACUUCCAAGCACAGUGAUGUAGACUUUGGGACGUCCCAGCACAGCGAUGUAGACUUUGGGACGUCCCAGCAUUGUGAUGCAGACUUUGAAACUUUCCAUCACGGUGAUGUAGACAUUGGGACGUCCCGUCGCGGUGAGAAAGACUUUAGGAUGUCCCAUCACAGUGAUGUAGACUUUGGGAUGUCCCAGCACAGCGAUGUAGACUUUGGGAUGUUCCAGCAUUGUGAUGCAGACUUUGGGAGGUCCCAGCACAGCGAUGUAGACUUUGGGAUGUUCCAGCAUUGUGAUGCAGACUUUGGGACGUCCCAUCGCAGUGAGAAAGACUUUAGGAUGUCCCAUCAUAGUGAUGUAGACUUUGAGAGUAAGUAUCGGUCCAACCAAAGUUAUACAGACUUUAGGGCAGGCCCCAGGACAGUGAUGAAGACUUGGGGACAUCCCAGCACAGUGAUGUAA
Molecule: messenger RNA, 912 nt
Organism: Pecten maximus
Lineage: Eukaryota; Metazoa; Mollusca; Bivalvia; Pectinida; Pectinidae
Product: protein starmaker-like
Exons: 2
Coding region: 1-912 (303 amino acids)
Source: RefSeq, a predicted model, not a curated record